AGCAAGUCCUGUGAAGCAAUAGCCAGGGGCUGAAGCAAACCCCAGCCCACACUCUGGCAGGCAGCCAGGGAUGGGUGGGUCAGGAAGGUUCCUGGUUGGGCCUUUGCAUCAGGCUCAGGUUGAGCAUAAAGGAGGCUCCUGUGGGCUAGAGGGAGGCAGACAUGGGGACCAUGAAGACCCAAAGGGAUGGCCCCUCCCUGGGGCGGUGGUCACUGGUGCUGCUGCUGCUGGGCCUGGUGAUGCCUCUGGCCAUCGUUGCCCAGGUCCUCAGCUACCAGGAAGCUGUGCUUCGUGCUAUAGAUGGCAUCAACCAGCGGUCCUCGGAUGCCAACCUCUACCGCCUCCUGGACCUGGACCCGAGGCCCACGAUGGAUGGGGACCCAGACACCCCAAAGCCUGUGAGCUUCACAGUGAAGGAGACAGUGUGCCCCAGGACAACACAGAAGUCACCGGAGGAUUGUGACUUCAAAGAGGACGGGCUGGUGAAGCGGUGUGUGGGGACAGUGAUCCUAAACCAGGCCAGGGACUCCUUUGACAUCAGUUGUGAUAAGGAUAAUAGGAAAUUUGCCCGGCUGGGCAAUUUCUUCCGGAAAGUUAAAGAGAAGAUUGGCGGAGGGCUUAAAAAAGUUGGCCAGAAAAUCAAGGAUUUUUUGGGGAAUCUUGUACCCAGGACAGCGUCCUAGUGUGUGCCCUACUCUAGCUCAGGCUUCUGGGCUCUGAGAAAUAAACUAUGAGAGCAAUUUCCUCAGG
Messenger RNA from Mandrillus leucophaeus (drill), 750 nucleotides. RefSeq names its product cathelicidin antimicrobial peptide (gene CAMP). Gene Ontology annotation, molecular function: lipopolysaccharide binding. The transcript is spliced from 4 exons. Gene Ontology annotation, biological process: defense response to Gram-positive bacterium; defense response to Gram-negative bacterium; antimicrobial humoral immune response mediated by antimicrobial peptide. Gene Ontology annotation, cellular component: extracellular region. Bases 162 to 683 code for a protein of 173 amino acids. The record is from RefSeq and is a predicted model, not a curated record. Lineage: Eukaryota; Metazoa; Chordata; Mammalia; Primates; Cercopithecidae.